This is a messenger RNA of Cladophialophora immunda, 3777 nucleotides long. RefSeq lists its product as uncharacterized. NCBI's taxonomy places the organism in Eukaryota, Fungi, Ascomycota, Eurotiomycetes, Chaetothyriales, Herpotrichiellaceae. Gene Ontology annotation, molecular function: ATP binding; ATP hydrolysis activity; ABC-type transporter activity. The coding region runs from base 1 to 3777 and encodes 1258 amino acids. The record is from RefSeq and is a predicted model, not a curated record. Gene Ontology annotation, biological process: transmembrane transport. The transcript has 7 exons. Gene Ontology annotation, cellular component: membrane.
AUGGCUGGCAUGGCCGAAAAGUCUGAGCACAACGUCGACAUACAAGACCACAGCAUACGCGAUAGCAUCCUCACUUCCCAGCUAGAGGUACCGGACGUCAAGGUGACGUAUUGGACGUUGUUUCGAUAUGCUUCCAGACAGGAGAUUUGUAUUCUGGCCCUGUCUGCUUCCUCCGCCGUCGUGUCGGGAGCCGUGCAACCCCUCAUGACGCUUGUGCUAGGAUCUUUGGCUGGACGGUUCACAGGUUUUCAAGCGGGAUCAGCAGCUACAUCAGACUUCAAUCAUCAGCUUUCGAGACUUGCUCUUUACUUCGUAUAUCUGGGAAUCGGAUCCUUCGUUGCCGUCUUCAUUGCCAUCCAAGGUUUCUCCUUCGCUGGUGAGGCAAUUACGCGGAGAACGCGUGAAGCAUACCUUCAAUCCAUUAUGCGACAGAACAUUGCGUUCUUUGACAGUAUCGGGGCCGGAGAAGUGGCCAGCCGCAUAAGCGGCGAUAUGAACAUGAUUCAGGAUGGUAUAUCUCAGAAAUUGGGCCUUACCGCCGCAGGAGUUACGACUUUCUUCGCAGCCCUUGCGGUGGGUUUCAUCAGAUCUUGGAAGCUGACACUCAUCAUGCUAUCGGUGACCGUUCUGAUCAUUCUCAUCAUGGGGGGUGCUGGCAAAGGAAUCAAGCAGUACCAGGCGCAGGCAAACGAUGCUUACGCCAUCGGAGCCACCAUCGCUGAAGAAGCCUUUACUUCCAUUCGAACCACCACUGCCUUUGGUGCACAGGACUGGCUGGCCAAACACUUCGGCAUGCACCUGGAUAACGUCAAGCGGUUCGAUUUCAAGAGCAAAGCUUUCUUGGCCUUUAUGAUCGCCGCGAUGAUGGCCAUCAUGAACUUGCAGUACGGCCUCGCCUUCUGGGAAGGAUCGCGCCUGCUACAUGAUGGCAGCGUUUCGGUGUCGAAGAUCAUCACGGUCGUGUUCUCUUCCAUGCUGGCUGGAGUGUCCAUCGGACACGUGGCGCCACAUUUCGGUGCCUUUGCGACGGCGGUAGCUGCUGGCCAGAAGAUAUUUCAGGCUAUCGACCGGGAAUCGCCCCUGGAUCCGAUGUCCGGAGCUGGCAAAAAACCCUCGACUGUGGAAGGCGAGAUCGUCUUCAAGAACGUGCGACACGUUUACCCGUCACGCCCAGACAAGGUCGUCCUCGAUGAAUUGAGUUUCUCUAUUCCGUCCGGCAAGGUCACCGCUGUUGUGGGCAAGUCGGGAUCUGGCAAGUCGACUCUGGUGGGCCUGAUAGAACGCUUCUAUCGUCCUGUCGGCGGCGAGAUUAGCCUCGAUGGACUCCCCAUACAGGAACUAAACCUACAUUGGCUUCGGGCCCAGAUUGCCGUUGUUGGUCAAGAGCCCAUUCUGUUCAACACCACAGUGUACGAGAACAUCCGCUUCGGACUGUGUGGAACAGAACUUGAGCAUGCAGCAGGAGAGAAAGUGACCGGUCUGAUUGAAGAGGCUGCGAGAACGGCAAAUGCGUAUGAAUUCAUCUCCAACUUGCCCGGCGGAUUUCAGGCUCGCGUUGGGGAACGGGGAAUGCUCCUUUCUGGUGGCCAGAGACAACGAAUUGCAAUCGCACGCGCUGUCGUGUCGAACCCCAAGAUUCUUCUUCUGGAUGAAGCUACUGCCUCGCUGGACCUGCAGGCCGAGAGCCUUGUAAGAGCCGCGCUGGACGCUGCCUCCAAAAAUCGAACCACUCUUGUGAUUGCCCAUCGACUGUCGACUAUCAAGCACGCUGACAACAUAGUGGUUCUCAACGCAGGGAAACUCGUCGAGCAAGGUACCCACGAAGAACUGAUGCGCAACCGAGGAGACUACCACUCGAUGGUGGAGGCUCAGCAAAUUGACUCGAUUCAGCCGUCUGCCGAUACGGAAAUCCUUCGCAGUGGCGUUGUCGAUUCUGAGGACCAGAACGCGGCGAACCGGUUGUCGACGCAAACUUCGACAGACGAAACGUGCCAAAAACACGAGAACCAGAAACAUUACCAUCUCUGGGAACUCGUUAAGUUCAUAUGGUCUCUCAACCAAAACGAACAGUCAUGGAUGACACUCGGUUUUGUUGUCUCGAUGGGCACGGGAGCAGGAUAUCCCAUCCUCGCUAUCCUCUUCGGGAACUCAAUCAUCUCGCUGGUAGAUCCUAGUGCUAGCACAGGUGGUCACGACAUUGAUUUCUGGUGCGGGAUGUUGCUCAUGCUGGGACUGACCAUCCUGGUCCUGUACAUGAUUCAGGGCAUGGCCUUUGCUUGGGCGUCGUCUCGGCUGAUCCGGCAUACCAGAGACUUGACCUUCCGCGCCAUUCUUCGUCAAGAUAUGGCCUUCUUUGAUGUAAAGGAAAACGCUUCUGGAGCACUUGCAUCCAUGCUUUCCACCGAGGCCACCAUGAUAGCCGGUAUAAGUGGAGCAACACUCGCGGCGCUCCUGAACUUUGUGGUAUCAAUCAUUGCAGCGAUCGCCGUAUCCUGUUCCUUUGGCUGGAAACUCGCCCUUGUGUGCACCUCGACGAUGCCACUCCUGCUCGCCUGCGGUUUCCUCCGGACUUGGGUCAUGGUGGACUUGGAGAAACGGACUCGACGUCAAACAGAAGCAGCGGGGUUCGCCUGUGAGGCUGCAUCCGCAAUCCGUACCGUGGCUUCGCUGAGGAUGGAACGAGAUGUCUGUUCGCAGUACAGUGCAAUGCUAGGGCAGCAGCUGAAGCAGGACUUUCGAUCUUUGCUCCUGUCUUCCAUGCUCUACGCCACUUCGCAAUCCCUCAUGUUCUUUGCCAGCGGCCUGGCCUUCUGGUACGGAGGCACCCUGAUCGCAAAGGGCGAGUACUCGGUGAAGCAGUUCUUCGUGUGCUUCGUCGCCGUUAUCUGGGGAUCACAAGCGGCUGGCGCCAUCUUUUCGUACGCCGGGGAUAUGAGCAACGCGAGGGCGGCUGCCGCUCGGGUGAAGACUCUCCUCGGUCGAACACCGAGUAUUGAUUCCUGGUCGGUCACAGGAACGCCCGUACGGCAUGGACUCAAGGGCCAGAUUGAACUGCGCGACGUGUCCUUCUUCUACCCGACGCGCCCCAGUCGGCUGGUCCUCAAGAACGUCAGCAUCACCGCCGAGCCGGGACAGUUCAUUGCGCUGGUGGGAGGCAGUGGCAGUGGCAAGAGCACCGUCAUCUCGCUGCUCGAGAGGUUCUACGAUGUCGCAGCCGGAGCGGUCUACGUGGACGGGAACGAGAUUUCGACCUACCAGGUCCAGGAUUACCGGCGGCAGCUGGCGCUCGUGAGCCAGGAGACCACACUGCACAUGGGCACCAUCCGAGACAAUGUCCUCGCCGACAAGGAGGACGCGUCGGAGGAGGAUCUUAUCCAGGCGUGCAAGGACGCCAACAUCUAUGAUUACAUUCUCUCGCUUCCCGACGGGUUCGACACCUCCGUGGGUACAAAGGGCAGUCUGCUGUCUGGCGGCCAAAGGCAACGCAUCGCCAUUGCCAAGGCGCUCCUGCGCAAUCCUAAAAUCCUACUCCUGGACGAAGCCACCUCCGCGCUGGACUCGUCCUCUGAGGCCACCGUCCAGGCGGCUCUCGACCGUGCCGCAAAGGGCCGUACCACGAUUGCCGUCGCCCACCGCCUCAGCACGAUCCAGCAUGCGGACGUAAUCUACGUUCUUGAGCGGGGGAGCGUGGUGGAGCGAGGGAAUCACGCAGAGCUGAUGCGCAGAGGCGGGAGGUAUGCUGAAUUGGUGCGGUUGCAGGAGAUUGGGAUGGAGUGA